This is a messenger RNA of Triplophysa rosa, 798 nucleotides long. Its product is annotated as PDZ and LIM domain protein 4-like. Gene Ontology annotation, molecular function: muscle alpha-actinin binding; actin binding. Bases 1 to 798 code for a protein of 265 amino acids. The transcript has 6 exons. Gene Ontology annotation, cellular component: adherens junction; filamentous actin; stress fiber. Lineage: Eukaryota; Metazoa; Chordata; Actinopteri; Cypriniformes; Nemacheilidae. Gene Ontology annotation, biological process: heart development; muscle structure development; actin cytoskeleton organization. The record is from RefSeq and is a predicted model, not a curated record.
AUGACUGAUCACUGCUUCUGGGUUUUUUCCAGAUCUGGAAAGCUUUGGCCUCCAGCUGAUGUUGAAGAAAACAAGACGAGUUGCACAUCCACAGGAGCGCCGCUGGAGUCACAGACCUUUCGACCAAUCAGCAGUGGCAACAGCCCCAUUUCCAAGAGUCCCGUUACCUGUGGCACCUCCUCCAACAACACAAACUCCAGACCGGUGUACAACAAUCCGCUCGGCCUGUACGCUCACAACAAUGGCAACGGUGCCCUACCCAAACAGAUGGCCGGCCUCAGUCUGACCUCUACACACAGCCCUGAAGCGUCACUGAACUCAUCGGGCAGCCGUAACGGUUUCGACACACAGUCAGAUGUCUAUAAGAUGCUUCAGGACCCUGAAGAGCCCGUCUCAGCUCCCAAACAAUCGGGCUCUUUCAGAUUCCUGCAGGGAAUGCUGGAGGCUGAGGACGGAGGGACGGACAGAUCUGGAGGAAGAGUUUUGUGUUCUCCAGUAAAAUCUCCCAUUACAGCUCCUCUUCCUCCUCUGCCGGGUCUACUGAAACUGCCGCAGUGUACCAGAUGUGCAAACGGCAUCGUGGGAACCAUCGUGAAGGCCAGAGAUAAACUCUAUCAUCCCGACUGUUUCACGUGUGAUGACUGUGGCCUCAAUCUGAAACACAGAGGAUAUUUCUUCAUCGAUGAUCAUCUGUAUUGUGAGACUCACGCUAAAGCUCGCGUGCAGCCACCCGAGGGCUAUGAUGUGGUGGCCGUCUAUCCAAACUCGAAAGUGGAAUUGCUUCUCUUGGGACCAUGA